Molecule: messenger RNA, 663 nt
Organism: Aureobasidium pullulans EXF-150
Lineage: Eukaryota; Fungi; Ascomycota; Dothideomycetes; Dothideales; Saccotheciaceae
Product: SNF7 family protein
Exons: 4
Coding region: 1-663 (220 amino acids)
Biological process (GO): protein transport; endosome transport via multivesicular body sorting pathway; late endosome to vacuole transport
Cellular component (GO): ESCRT III complex; multivesicular body
Source: RefSeq, a predicted model, not a curated record
AUGAAUAUUGUAGAAUGGGCCUUCGGCAAGCGCAUGACGCCCGCCGAGCGCCUGCGCAAGCAUCAACGCGCCCUCGAGAAGACCCAACGCGAACUUGAUCGCGAACGCACAAAGCUCGAGAAUCAGGAGAAAAAGCUAGUCCAGGACAUUAAGAAGAAUGCAAAGAAUGGUCAAAUGGGCGCAGUCAAGAUCCAGGCCAAGGACCUUGUCAGGACGAGACGAUACAUUCAGAAGUUCUACCAGAUGCGCACUCAGCUGCAGGCCAUCUCAUUGCGUAUCCAGACUGUGCGCAGUAACGAGCAGAUGAUGCAAUCCAUGAAGGGUGCUACAAAGCUUCUCAGCGGCAUGAACAGGCAGAUGAACCUCCCCGCUCUCCAACGCAUCGCCAUGGAAUUCGAACGAGAGAACGAUAUUAUGGACCAACGGCAAGAGAUGAUGGACGACGCCAUCGACGAUGUGACGGGCUUGGAGGACGAAGAGGAGGGCGAGGAAGUCGUCAACCAAGUCCUGGAUGAGAUUGGUAUCGAUCUUGGCCAAGCUAUGGGCGAGACCCCGACCGGCUUGCAAAGCACCACUGUUGAGCAAGGCAAAGUGGCCCAAGCCAUUGGUGGUGAUCCUGGCGAUGACGAUCUCCAAGCCAGACUGGAUAGUUUGCGACGAUAA